Messenger RNA from Aspergillus glaucus CBS 516.65, 1675 nucleotides. Its product is annotated as transcription factor SUA7. Gene Ontology annotation, molecular function: TBP-class protein binding; RNA polymerase II general transcription initiation factor activity. Gene Ontology annotation, cellular component: nucleus; transcription preinitiation complex. The coding region runs from base 212 to 1270 and encodes 352 amino acids. Gene Ontology annotation, biological process: transcription initiation at RNA polymerase II promoter; transcription preinitiation complex assembly. The transcript is spliced from 2 exons. Lineage: Eukaryota; Fungi; Ascomycota; Eurotiomycetes; Eurotiales; Aspergillaceae. The record is from RefSeq and is a predicted model, not a curated record.
AAAGGUGCUUUACUCAGGGGCCUGUUCGCAGAACUAGGACCCUAUCCGUACUGGAAAGUCUGGCUAACAGAAUCAUGAGGCAUAGUGCCAUAAAGACGUGACUUUAUUGUCUUUUCUUAGGUCUAAUACGCCAUCGCCGUCUUUCUACUGCGAGGACGAACAAUCUAAAGGGAGUCGAAUUUUGGAGGUACAGCUUCCGAAAUAAUCGAAAAUGGCCGCCGUUUCCGCCGCCGCCGCCGCACAGCAAGACCCCAAUCAAUGGAAGAAGAACCUUUCGGCCCAUGUCGUAUGUCCUGAGUGCAAGGAAAUGCCGCCCAACUUGGAGUUUCCUGACUCUCACGAGACGGUUUGCGGUUCCUGCGGACUGGUGCUCUCGGAUCGAGAGGUUGACAUGCACUCCGAAUGGCGUACAUUCUCCAAUGAUGAUCAGAACAACGACGACCCUUCUCGUGUCGGAGACGCCACGAAUCCGUUGUUGAAUGGGGACCAGCUGGAAACACAAAUCGCAAGCGGAGGUUCUGGCAAAAUCCGCGAUUUGUAUCGGGCUCAGAACAAACAGUCGAGCGAGAAGGCGAACAAGGCCCUUCUCGCAGCGUACAAGGAGAUUGGUGCGCUAUGCGAUGGUUUCAACAUUCAAAAAAAUGUAGCCGAUACGGCCAAAUACCUGUUCAAGGUCGUUGAUGAUGCCAAGGCCUUCAAGGGCAAAUCGCAGGAUGUAAUUAUUGCUGGAUGCAUUUUCAUUGCCUGCCGCCAAUGCAAGGUUCCUCGUACCUUCACAGAGAUCUUCGCGGUUACAAAAGUAACGAGGAAAGAGAUUGGACGUAUCUACAAGGCUCUGGAGAAGUUCUUCACGAAUCAGAACCUCGAACGGAUCAACACUGUCGUGUCGAACGGUGGUGUUCCAGACCCCAACGAUACCUACACUGCUACUACCUCUACCAAACCCAGUGAUCUCUGCAACCGUUUCUGUAACUUGCUCGAUCUUCCGUUCCAGGUCACGAGUGUGUCCUCUUCGCUCUCCGACCGCGUCACGACCAUGGGUGAUUUGGCCGGCCGAUCUCCUCUGUCUAUCGUGGCGGCGUGCAUCUACAUGGCUUCCUACCUGAUGGGACAUGGCAAGUCUGCCAAGGAAAUCUCCCAGGUGGCACACGUUAGUGAUGGAACAAUCCGCGGUGCCUAUAAGCAGCUCUACGCUGAGAGAGAGCGUCUCGUUGAUCCCGAUUGGGUCAAGGAGGGCAAGGGUGAUUUGAAGAACCUUCCUGCCAGCUGAGGCGUGAUAUUUUCCCUCUCCCUCCCUCUCGCAGAAUGCCUGCUCGCGUGCGUGCGUUUCUACGUUUUGUCGUCAGGCGGUUUUUUGAACCGCCUUAUAAAAACAAUGAAAAAAUAACAUCAUGAAAUUGUCGCUGGAGUACCAUCAUGCCGUCGCAGCGUCAACCCCCGUCCAUGGAAAACCCCUACGACUUUGGCUUUUCCUCCCUUUGCAUAAAAUCUGCUAAGUGACCCAACAGUUUUCUCGCAUCUGCACAGCGCCAUCUAAAUUGAUUGAUAUUCCGAUACUAUAUUUAUUACCCAUCACACCCAUUUUCUAGCUAACUGAACACGAGUCGCUAAGUCCAUUGUUUCGCAUAAAAAAGAAAAACCAGAAAGAAGACAAAAAAAAAAAAAAAAAAAAACG